This is a messenger RNA of Serendipita indica DSM 11827, 702 nucleotides long. The record is from the annotation of a GenBank genome assembly. Lineage: Eukaryota; Fungi; Basidiomycota; Agaricomycetes; Sebacinales; Serendipitaceae.
AUGUGUCUCGAUCUCGUCGCAAAACACUUUACACUGACCUCUACAAACACAAAGAUCCAUUCAGACUCUCCACUACGAUUCACUGACGGCGAUAAUCAUUCAUGGCUUUUCCUGGACAAACAACAGGCUAUAGAUGGGGAUGCGCUGCAACAACUGCUCGAGGAGCUUACAUCGACCCCUAAAUGGAGCACCAACACGUAUACAAAGGCCCUAAUCAGCCAUCCAGCUAUCAUGACAUGCUUACAAAAUGACACCGCGACCUUUGAUAUGCUUUAUACCAUGUCAAUUGACCUGUCCAAGCUUGUAGGUAUCCCUAGCAUGCAACUGCCAGGAUGGAGGGUCGAGGAUGGACGUGAUUGGUUUAGACAAACGUAUCCUGACAAGGCAAAUCUCGUCAAUCACGAAAGCGUUCUACUCAUUCGCGACGACGCUGACAAUGUCGGCGGCUUUUUGUUAGCUUUGGAAGACACUCAGGCAGGUUUAUCGCGGGUAUACAUAUCCGAUCUAUUUGUAUUUGAAGAGUAUAGGCGCAAAGGUCUUGCGUCCGCUCUCAUCCGCAGCUUGAUCAAAGGUUAUCAUACCCAGAAGAGCGCUUGUAUCGUUUGUUUGACAGUCUUUUGCGAGAAUCCAGGAGCAGUAGCAGCAUACUUCAAGCUCGGGCUCAAAGUAGACGAUGUAAUUUGGGUCAUUGGUAGUAAAUGA